Saxophila tyrrhenica is the source of this 612-nucleotide messenger RNA. RefSeq lists its product as uncharacterized. The record is from RefSeq and is a predicted model, not a curated record. NCBI's taxonomy places the organism in Eukaryota, Fungi, Ascomycota, Dothideomycetes, Mycosphaerellales, Extremaceae. The coding region runs from base 1 to 612 and encodes 203 amino acids. The transcript is spliced from 2 exons.
AUGUCGACCUCCCGCAAGCAUUCUCUCACUCGAGAAGAACAGGAAGCUCAAAAGGAAGCUUGCACAAGACAAGCGUCGUCAGAGCCCAGCCGACAACGCCCGGACAACGACGGGUUUGUAGAUGGAUUUUCGAGGAUUUACGAUCCAAAAGAUCCGGAUGCAGGCAUCCCUCCUGACCUUUACGCCGUCACAUCUGCCAUCAUUGUCGACCUGAACCCGCCAGGCACGACCCUUUUCGCGUCAAACCUCUCGCUCCUUCCACAACAACAGCUUGUUGACUUCAUCAAUCGCGUCCUUCCGUGGAUCCUGACGGAAUGCAACAAAGCACGCUCAACCGACUAUGAUGAUAAGUGGUUUGGCUUGGAAGGGCAAUCAUUUGAAGAGCUGCCGUUCGAUGUUAUUGUGUCUCUGGCGUACCAGUGUUUGGUGGACGCAUGCUGUGUUGUUCGACUCGCUGACCCUGCUGCUGCGCCGGCUAGUGAUGAAGAGGAAGACCAGAAAGACGAGAGUGAGAAACCAAGCGUGGGGGCUGAUGCAACGGGGUUGGGCCUGAUGGGGGAUGCUGGGGAUGAUGGGAAUGAAGCGGAGCAGCCACAGGGCGGUGAGCAGUGA